CCGUUGCCUGGGAACAGCCGCGGGCUGCAAACAGGAGCCGGGGCCGGGCUCGGGGACCCCCUUGCUGCUGACAAGGAGAUGGAAGGGGCACAGGAGGAUGCCAAAGGGGAAGAUACUGAAGGGACAUCAUGCCUGGAGGGUGCUGGAUCCCCAGCACUGCCGGAGCCCCAGGACAGCAGGCAGGAUGGCUUUGCCAGCUUGGUGUGGGAGGCCGUGCCGGGGAUGCUCUUCCAGGAGGACAGGCAGAGCAGCCUUCACCCCCUUAGCCUGUCCUGGGUGCUGGGCUACAACAGCAGCCUGGCCGUGCACAGCCUGAUGGACGGGGAGGACCGGGUGCUCCUGUACGCCUCCUCUCACACAGUGGUUAUCCACGAUGUCCUGGGGAACAGGCAGUACCACCUGCAGGGCCACAUAAAGAGCGUUUCCUGCCUGUGUGUGAGUGAAGACAGGCGCUGGGUUGCAAGUGCCGACCGAGGGCCUGAUGCUCUGAUCAUCGUGUGGGAUUCCUUCUCCGGGAUACCGGUGCGCACCAUCUUUGGGAGCCAUCCGGAGGACGGGGUCAGCGCCAUCGCCAUUUCCCAGGAUGCGAAGUAUUUGGCAGCCAUUAGUGCCGGAGCAGUGCAGAGAGUUUGUGUUUGGAAGUGGACUUUGCCCACAGAGAAGCCCCUGUGCAGCACGGAGCUGAGCCCUGACUUUGGGCAUCAGGAUUAUGUCAUUUUUAACCCUCAGAACCCCCAUGAGUUCAUCAGCAACAGCAGAACCCAGGUGAUAUUUUACCUGUGGGGCAGCGAUGGUUUGCAGUACGGAGCUCCGCUCCUGAGCAGGCAGACCUUCAAGGCCGUGGUGGGACGCUUCAGCCAGUCGGUUUUCCAUUUCAACACCACGCAAGCUCUGACGGGCACCGCGGCCGGGAAGCUGGUGGUGUGGGACCACAGGGACCCCCAGGGACAGCGGGACAAGCCGCACAGCGUGAAGGCCACCAAAGUGGUGCCUCUGCAGAAGGAGAGCAUCACCGUGCUCACGGUGCUUGAGAGCUUCAUAGUAACGGGUGAUGCGAAAGGUCAGGUUAAAUUCUACAACGGGAUGCUGCAGCUCCUCACCUGCUACAGCCACAGCAAAGCAGGUUCCAUUCGAUCCAUCUCCUUCUGCAAACCCCGCCCUGGUCCUGUCGGUGCCUCCUCAGCCGGCUCCUCCUCCUGCACCGAGCUCUGCACCACCAGGAACUUUAUCCUCUCAAACUCUGAUGCAACCGUGUUCCGGGUUGCAACAGACGGGAUAAACGUUGAGAAAGUCAUGGAAGAGGCAAAGAAAGCAGUGAAUGCCAUCGCCUGUCACCCCCGGCAGGCACGCGUGGCCCUGGGGAGUCACUGUGGGCUGCUGAAGGUGUGGGAUUACGAGCAGAGGGAGUACCUGGUCAGCAGGAUAUUCCCUGAGGCCAGCAUCCAGUGCUUGUCCUAUGACCCUGAAGGUUAUUUUCUGGCUGCUGGUUUCACUGAUGGGAGCGUUCACAUCCUCGAUGCCAUUUCCCUUCAGUCCUCCUGCAAAGAGUUCAAGUUCUCGCAAGGUCCCGUGACUCACCUGGGCUUCUCUCACGAUUCGGAGUACUUCGCAACCGCUGAUGAGACAUACACGGUGACUGUUUACAAGAGAGUCCUGCAAAACGGGAGCAGAUGCUGGGAACACUUUGCAGAGCUGUGCUCCCACUACAAACCCAUCCGCAACAUCCUCUUUGGGGUCCGGUUAGACAGCAACGAGCCCAGGCUCCUGAGCCUUGGGGAGGACCGGCACCUGGUUGAAUAUGACCUGAGCAUCAGCAGCAAGGGCCACUUGGAGGUCUUGCACAGGGACCGCAUAGAGCAGAUUGCUGUGCCCCUGUGCUUGGCCUGGUACCCACAGCUCAGCAACGAGUCCUUUAUCCUCACAGCCAACAGCUGCUACAAAAUGAAGCUCUACAACACAACCACCAAACUGUGCAGAAAGACCCUUUUGGGACCAACCUACGGCUCCCCAUUGGAGAAGAUCCAAAUCCUCCCAGCAACAAGCACUGUGGAUCCCCAGAAACGCUACCUGGCAUACAUUACAAAGGACAAGGUGGGCUUGCAGAUUUUGCCUGUUGAUGGCAACCAACACAAGUCCUCAGCUGUCACCUGCCACCCGGGGGGUGUCUCUGACCUCGCUACCUCCUACGAUGGACGCUACAUCUUUACAGUGGGGGGAAACGACUGCACUCUUAUGAAAUGGGAGAUCAACCUAAAUGCCUUGGAUGCUGCUGUUUCCCUUGGCGGGGAGGACAUGAGCCCAUUCUACAACCUACUGGAUGGUGGCAGAGAAGGCAAAUUCUUCCAGGAACUGGAAGACUAUUUUUACUAUGCACAGCUGCACAGCCAAGGUAUUGACACACUGGAGACCAGGCGGGUGUCAACACAUAUUCCCUUGGAGGAAAUCCCUUCUGUAAUGAGAGCAAUGGGGUUUUACCCAUCAGAGGAAGAGAUUGAAGAAAUGCUAAAUGAAGUAAAAUUCAGCAACUGUGUGGAUACUGGAGAACAAGUGACGAAAAUCAAUUUAGAGGAUUUUAUCAAACUUUAUGUAAAUCAUCGACCUGCUUUUGGCUUGUCAAUGAACAGAAUACAACGAGCGUUUCGGGUUCUUGGUUCUGAUAAUGAGAAUGGAGACAAAGUUAUUGACAGAGGAGACUUAUUGUGGCUGCUUCAAUGCAGAGGAGAGCGUAUGACAGAGGAUGAGCUGGCGCUGUGUCUGACCACCCUGCUGGGCAAGCGUCCUGGGGGAGAAGGAUCUGAACUGGACACCUCAGGUGAAGCAGCUUUGACUGAAGAAGAAAUUCCAGCAGAAAUCACAGCAGAGAUAUUUGCUGGCGACAUUCUUGGCUUACCUAUUGCUGAACCAGAAAAAAGAACAGCAAAAAAGAGAGAUGAAUCUUUGAUGUAUGAAGACUCAGAAUCAUAGCGGCCACAAAGUUUUCUGCUCAUUCCUAUUUCCCAGUCUCCUGUCCUAAAAUAUCUACAGAAAAUACAUAUUCUGUGUUUAUUACAAAGUAAAAGUCACAUAGUUUCAUAUUAAUCAGACUCUAGAACAAGCCCCCAGUUUAUCACAUGCCAUAAGGCUAUGAGGUCAAACCUAUGUAGAGAAGCACUGGGGUGGCUGUAAAGAACAAAGCAGAGGGGCCACCCCAUCCCUGGCUGGAACCUUCCUAGAAUUCGUUUGAGGUGGGUUUAUGCCAGAUGCAGUCUAUUUUGAUUAUGUUAAGCCAGUAUUUAUUUGUGAAACCUGACAGCAAAAGAGCAAUGUGAAAGUACUGUAUUGAUUCAAUACCUUGAAAAAUGCUUGGAUAAGUUAGAAUGGAUUUGUAAAGUAAAGAAAGGAAUGCUGUGUUAUACAUAAAGGCCAAAAUGGAAACCUGGCUUAAAAAAAAAUGAGAUCUUCUUUCUGAAAGCGAUAGUUCCAAUUAGCAGUGUAAUACCAAUGGGACAGCAUCUUACUUGUGUUUGUGUAAACAGCAUAAUGAGGCUGAUAUAAGUUGCUGUAGAAAGAUCAGUGAAGUGCUGUUGAACAGGCUUCCUUCUUUACAUCAUCCUCAGCAUCAAUUUGAAUAAUAAUGUAGGCCCUUAAGAAGUGUUCCUUUCAG
This is a messenger RNA of Neopsephotus bourkii (Bourke's parrot), 3643 nucleotides long. RefSeq names its product cilia and flagella associated protein 251 (gene CFAP251). The record is from RefSeq and is a predicted model, not a curated record. The transcript is spliced from 21 exons. The coding region runs from base 79 to 2964 and encodes 961 amino acids. NCBI's taxonomy places the organism in Eukaryota, Metazoa, Chordata, Aves, Psittaciformes, Psittacidae. Gene Ontology annotation, molecular function: protein binding. Gene Ontology annotation, cellular component: sperm flagellum.